Aspergillus wentii DTO 134E9 is the source of this 962-nucleotide messenger RNA. RefSeq lists its product as uncharacterized. The coding region runs from base 264 to 482 and encodes 72 amino acids. The record is from RefSeq and is a predicted model, not a curated record. The transcript is spliced from 2 exons. Lineage: Eukaryota; Fungi; Ascomycota; Eurotiomycetes; Eurotiales; Aspergillaceae.
UGCGUACUAGAAUGGGGGAGUGAACCGCAAGUUGACCAGGAAAGUUUUUCAACACGUCACUUUUCAUGCCACGUCGAUGCGGGCAAGAGAUGGAGACUUCUUCCUCCUCUGAAGGUUGAUGUUAUAGAUUAGGAUAGACAGCUGCAAUUCGAUCCACCUCAGCGACAAUAAAAUAUUACAAAACGAAGAUGGCCAUAGAAGGGAAUUCUACUUCAUGCUAAUCCCAGUCAACACGACAGUCGAAAAUCUUCUAUCAACAAAACAUGACAGUGCAUUGCUCCUGUCCUGUUACUCAUCGUGCACCAGCCUUUGAGAAAGAGAUCAUUCCAAGCUUGCUUCUCGUCCUGACGUGUGCUGGGUCAUUCAACAUCUUCAAUGCAGGCCUUGAUAUUCCUCGCUUUUUGGUAUCUGUCAAUAUUGAGAAUGUCCAGUGGAUAUAUCAAAUGCUCACCACAUGUGGAACAACGGAACAUUCGUCCUGAAACAGCAGGAGAUUCUCAAGUUUGAUAUACCUCAGUAGCAUGGACUCACUGACUGUGAAACCGGGAUGAAAGUCAUGGCUUGUCUAUCACUUGGGUGUCGUCAUCAUUGCUUUCAUUACCGCAAAGAGAACUUUCAUAUCCUCCCCUUUGCAGUGCGGCCUUUGUGCUACGUAUAUGCCUGUACUUUGUGUCUUCCAGAAUAUUCUUUUACUCAAGAUGAUGAGAGGAAGAAUACGACUGCGCUAUGGCAAGCUUCCUACAGCGUUUGACUAUACCCUUCCUGCCUGACUGCUGGUGUGUGCAAUCUGGGUUGAGAAAUUCAACAACUGCCUGUACCGUGGGCAUUAUGGUGCUCUUCGAGUCACAUUUUCUAUCGGGCUGCUCUGUUUGGCUGGACAUACUGAUUUCAGCAAUGGAGUUUUCACUGCGAGAAUUGCGAGUGCGGAACCGGGAGUAACAGUUAAAAUAGUUGAAGUUGUG